GUGCCAAAGGGUGGCAGCGUCCCACCGACCACAGAGAUCACGAAGCCUCCGGCGGUGCCCCAGGCACAGGAGAGGAAGGCCCAGGGGGCCUACAACAUCGGGGGAGUGGUGGUCCACACGCCCAUCAACCAGCCAACGCCGCCCGCCGGACCCCCUGUCCUCAAGAGCGGCUACUGCGUGAAGCAGGGGAAUGUGAGGAAGAGCUGGAAGCGCCGCUUCUUCGUUCUGGAUGAAUUUUCCAUCAGUUACUACAAGUGUGAGCAGGACAAGGAGCCCUUGCGCUCGAUUCUGCUGAGGGACGUCUGCAAGACCCAUGAGUGCCUGGUCAAGUCUGGCAGCAGGAUGAAGCCUGGCUGCGCCGGGGGGUGUUUGGGAAGCAAAGUCUCACUGGGGCUGGUGUGUUUGCAGGCGGACAGCCCCGAGGACAUGCACAGCUGGAUCCGAGUCAUCACCGGGGCAGUCCAGGCCCUGAAAACCCGCCCGAGGGAAAUCUCCUUCAUGAGAUCCAGCUCCAUGGUCAGGCCCAGCAGCUCCUCGGGCCCGUCGCAGCACAGGCAGGCGGUGGAGGAGCGGAGAGCGCUGGGCAAAGCCCCCUCCACCUCCUCCUGGCAGCCCUGGACGCCGCCGGAGCCGCAGCACAUCAAGGAUAAGCCGUUCGCCUUCGACCUGGACGAUGAAAGCAUCCGGACCACCGACGUCUGA
Messenger RNA from Tauraco erythrolophus (red-crested turaco), 702 nucleotides. Lineage: Eukaryota; Metazoa; Chordata; Aves; Musophagiformes; Musophagidae. The record is from RefSeq and is a predicted model, not a curated record.